Messenger RNA from Pochonia chlamydosporia 170, 879 nucleotides. RefSeq lists its product as hypothetical. The transcript has a single exon. The coding region runs from base 1 to 879 and encodes 292 amino acids. The record is from RefSeq and is a predicted model, not a curated record. Lineage: Eukaryota; Fungi; Ascomycota; Sordariomycetes; Hypocreales; Clavicipitaceae.
AUGGGCGACAACAAGGCCAUUGAGGAUACCUCCUCCGUGGCGGAGGACAGAGCCACGCGAAGAAGAAUAAGGCAACGAGAGAAUCGAAAACAGAAGAGGGAGCUGGCGCGGAUGGCGAAAAAUGAGACCUUGUCUAAUUCCAACGUUAUUUUGAAGCCGUCGCAACCCAAAACAAGUCCGUUGACUACAAAAACGAGACAAAACAGCAACUCAAUUCAGGAAUCCGGAGUCACAACAUUAGAAGAGACAAAACAGUUUCUCACAAGAAUAUACGAAAAUGACGCGUUAGCACGGAGUGGUAUCGUCUUGCAAGGUCUCAAAUGCAUUUUUCACGACCUGGGCUACUCUUCAACUUGGGGCGACGUUAGAUUCGCAUGGAGUCGGCUCUCAUCCUUCCGAUUUGACAGUAUUGAUGAGAUGGAGAGUCUCGUCAAGCUUCGAGAAGAAGAGGCCGACUUGUAUCAGAUGCACGCAUCACGAGUUCCAGAGCUACUUGACUCUAUCAAAGAUGGCCAUGAAGAUAGAGACGCGAUAGAAUACGGCGCUGUAGUGUUAUUAGCAAUUCUCCCUCUCAUCGAAACCCAACGGGUUUACUUGGGGGUGCAGCUUGGCAUUGCUCAAAGAAGAAACGAAGAGUACCAAGAACUUCGCGAAUUGGAAUUCCGACAUAUGGUAAAUUGGGCUAUGAUUGCCCCUGAAGGAUAUUAUAUGGACUGUUAUGACAAACGAUGGGAUCUCGCAGAGCGUCUUGGGGUGAGCGAAAGCAGGCUAGAAGGCGUCUUUUUGGAGCGUAGAGUGGCUGAUGCACGACACAGGCUGCAAGAGGCGCUGGGGAAUCGUCGUGACGAGGAUUGGGUAGGUAACAAGCAUCUAAUUUGA